Aspergillus novofumigatus IBT 16806 is the source of this 1089-nucleotide messenger RNA. RefSeq lists its product as uncharacterized. The transcript is spliced from 3 exons. NCBI's taxonomy places the organism in Eukaryota, Fungi, Ascomycota, Eurotiomycetes, Eurotiales, Aspergillaceae. The record is from RefSeq and is a predicted model, not a curated record. Bases 1 to 1089 code for a protein of 362 amino acids.
AUGGAUCUUCCACUUCUUCGAUUCUACUUCCGCGGUCUUGCUCUCGUGGCCACUCUUCUCCUUUGGGGUCUCAGUGCCUGGAAUGGUACUGUCAGGGCCCUCGUUCUCGCCGUGUAUCAUGCCAAGUUCGCCGACGGAACUCCACUACAGACGAGGUACACGGGAAUCCAGCUAAUAGACGUACCCAUUGCCCUUCUCGUGGCUUUUUUCUUCUACGGCACCAACGGCUCGGUCCCCGGAUAUCAGCUUUUCUUGCUUGAUGCCUACUCCACGCUGCAAUCCGCGUUUAUCUGGCUGUAUGUGGAAAGCUUCCGUCAGUCCGAGAAACCCAGAUGGAUUGCUCAGCCUGUUAUCUUCGGUCUGCUCUGGCAGGGAUUUGGUGCCGCCAUUUCCUUGCCACUGUAUUAUGCACUACAUCUGUCGUGGCUCCUGAAAGCACCGCAGGCUGCCACCAGCGCUGUCGACCCGCGAGGCGCCAGAGUCAUCCCCGUUGGGUUUCUGCUCGGGGCCUUCUUUCCCGCUGUCGUUGGAAUGCUGCCGACCUGGACAGGCGCCGCGGCUCGGUCGGCCAGUGACCACCAGCGCAUCCUUGCGGCGUGGCAACCAGACCCGCUCUGGGUCUCAUGGGUUCAAUUGGCGCUGGCAUUCGGCCUCAGCCAUCUUCAGCGGACCGAAGGGAGAGGUCCUUCCCCACAGGAACGUACCUCUUCGUGGAUACGGGGUGCAUACCUGCUUGCGGCGACGUCGUCAGUCUCCGGACACCUUUACACCAUGGCCACGGCGUUAUCAGAUCGCCAGCUCAGCUUGUGGCACAUGUACGUCCCCUCCGGUUGGUAUGGACCAUCUGGCGUCUCGGACGAAAUCCUGAUCCGAGGGCCUUGGCUGUUUCUGCAGUGGGACCUGAUCAUCAUCAGUCUGUCAAGUGUCUCCUGGGUUCUUGUCAUUCUCCACCAGGCAUUCGGCAAGGAUUGUGGGCUUUGGACGAUCAAGGUGGGCCUCAUAUUGGUGCUGGGGAGCGUGCUGAUCGGGCCGGGGGCACAAGAGGCGCAACUGGGACGUUUGAGAAAGAUGCAUGCUCAUUGGUCAUAG